UUGAACGAUUUUUUGCAAUGGUUCAGGGUGCUAGAAGACUAUACAACCAAACUCCUCCAGGUAUUUCUUCAGAUGAUAUCAGUACUUACUGAUUUUUGAUAAUAGAUAUGACAAGAAUAUUUUUGAUAGUGUAGCAGUAGACGACUAAUUUUGUAGAAUUCUGCAUGUCGUGUUCUUCUUAUUGUUUCACUAAUUAUCUAGGACACAAUUUAUUCGCAGUAUACGUGUUCUUGCAUGACUUGUUUCAAAUUGCUGAUUCAAUCUUUUAUUCGUCUGAAAUCUCUCUGAAAACUGGAGACACUCCCAGGGCCGACGUUCUUAUACUACCAAAUAAUACUUUCGAGGAUGAAGGGUGGUACGCAUGCGUGGCAGCUAAUAGCUUGGGUUCUACUUCGUCACUGGGAUAUCUUCACGUCAUAGAACCUCCUGUACUUCCCAUGCUGAAUCCAUUCAUCAUCCUAAUGAUAUCUGUUUUCGCAGUCAUUUUUAUGAAAGGUUUUAUAGUUCUAUACUGCACUUAUAAGAAUCAGUGA
This is a messenger RNA of Coccinella septempunctata (seven-spotted ladybird), 533 nucleotides long. RefSeq lists its product as uncharacterized. The coding region runs from base 165 to 533 and encodes 122 amino acids. The record is from RefSeq and is a predicted model, not a curated record. The transcript is spliced from 2 exons. Lineage: Eukaryota; Metazoa; Arthropoda; Insecta; Coleoptera; Coccinellidae.